This is a messenger RNA of Choloepus didactylus (southern two-toed sloth), 3562 nucleotides long. It is a transcript of the gene CEP41, whose product is annotated as centrosomal protein 41. Lineage: Eukaryota; Metazoa; Chordata; Mammalia; Pilosa; Megalonychidae. Gene Ontology annotation, cellular component: ciliary basal body. The transcript has 11 exons. Gene Ontology annotation, biological process: cilium assembly; protein polyglutamylation. The record is from RefSeq and is a predicted model, not a curated record. Bases 44 to 1183 code for a protein of 379 amino acids.
GCCGGUGAGGGUAGAACCCCGAGCGUGGUCGGUUGGAGAAAAUAUGUCUGUCCGGAGGCACAUUGGGAAUCCUGAGUAUCUCACCAAAAGGAUACCACAGAACCCAAGAUAUCAGCAUGUCAAGUCAAGACUGGACACUGGUAACAGUAUGACUAAAUACACUGAGAAACUAGAAGAGAUCAAAAAAAACUAUAGAUACAAAAAAGAUGAACUUUUCAAGAGACUAAAAGUUACAACUUUUGCCCAGCUGGUCAUCCAAGUUGCUUCCCUAUCCGAUCAAACACUGGAAGUGACAGCUGAGGAGAUUCAAAGACUAGAAGACAAUGAUUCUACAACUUCAGACCCUGAUGCUGAACUCACUGCCAGGACCAAUGGGAAGGGGAGCCCUGGUGAGGAGCCGCCUAGUCCUGUCCAGUUCAUAAACAGGGCAGGAGCCGGGGACUCCAGUCGCUCAACGCUUCAGAGCGUCAUCAGUGGUGUUGGAGAGCUGGAUCUAGACAAAGGGCUAGUGAAGAAAGCAGAGCCCAACACCAAAGACAGACCUUAUCCUGACUGCCCCUUCCUGCUGCUAGAUGUACGAGACAGAGAUUCUUACCAGCAGUGCCACAUUGUUGGAGCUUACAGUUAUCCAAUUGCAACUCUAUCUAGAACAAUGAACCCUUAUUCAAAUGAUAUUCUGGAAUAUAAAAAUGCCCAUGGCAAGAUCAUCAUUCUGUACGACGAUGACGAAAGACUGGCCAGCCAGGCCGCCACCACCAUGUGUGAGCGGGGAUUUGAGAACCUCUUCAUGCUCUCUGGAGGUCUAAAAGUCUUAGCUCAGAAGUUCCCAGAAGGACUGAUCACUGGUUCCCUGCCAGCCUCUUGUCAGCAGGCCCUUCCUCCUGGUUCUGCUCGGAAGCGAUCCAGCCCCAGAGUGCCACCCUCACCAGCUGAGACUAAAUGGAGAUUUACCCCAGAAGACUUAAAAAAGAUAGAAUAUUACCUGCAAGAGGAUCAGGGUCCUGCAGAAAAUCCUAGUCGACUGAACCAAGCUAACUCCUCUGGAAGAGACUCCAAGGGUGGAAGAGACUCAAAGGUUCCUGGUGCCCGCGGCGGGCAGAGCAUGCCCGCUGGGGGUCCCGCCAGCCACCCGAACCCCCGCUCACACAGCAGUGGCCACCUGCAAGGCAAACCCUGGAAGUAAAGACUUUGUCUCUGUUAGGCAAAUAAAUAUUUCCUCUCCUUUCGGAACCCCUGAGCAGCUCCCAAGUUGGUCAUUUUCAGAAACUGCUGCAGAGGAAAGACCACAACAUGCGGGCUAGGCCCUCUUCCCUCUUCCUGCCUCCCGCCCCCUCCCCACAUCCGAGUCAAGAAGGAUUUUGAGAAGUAACCAUGGAAAACAGAGCUGUGGCAGGCUCCAAUAUCCUCCCUAUUGUUUACAGAAUAUUUAAGUCUUUGAAACUGAAUAAGGGGAAAAAGGUCUGAUUUUUUUAGGUUUUUAUUACUUUUUUUUUUAAUACAGUCCAGCUUGUUUGUUCUCUCUCCUAUGUUGUUUUGUAAAUACUUCAGUCACAUCUGCUGGUGUGUUCUUCCCAAGCAGUUCUUUUUUGUUCACUGUUCUUGGUUUUUACGAAGGAUUCUCCAAGCAGGCUUUCCAGAUGAUUGCCUCAGAAGCUGUCCCCGAGGGUGUCGAUGAUUUUUAGGUUUCAGCCAGCCAGCAGGCCCCACACCAGACGCAGGCUGGCUUACCGAGGAGCUAUCUUCCCAGCGCACACUGCAGGCUCUGUUGUGCAUGUGGAGGCCAGCAGCUGAGAGCAUUGCUCAAUUUUAAGAUUUAGUUGAGUAACUCUCACGCUUGCUGAUCCUCCAUCUCCCUCAAUGUUUUCUUGGAGCCAGCAGAGGUGAUGGUGUGUGCUCCGCUGUCUUAAGGCAGGGAACAAGGGGCUGGAACCGGAAAGCCCUGUCCAUUAUAUCAAGGGCUGUGUUGAGGGCCGUUUGAAGCCCACCGGAGCUGACCCUCCUCUGCGGUUGGUUUACCAGCUGUAAAUUUACAUUGCUCAGCUCCGGUUCAUACAUGUUCUAUGGGUAGAAAUUAUGGCCACUUGAAAACAUCAGCUUUGGUUGGGCAACUGCAGGCACACAAGAUGCAAAGGACUACACAGUUCUUUGUCAGAGCUGACAACCCCUUAAGCCCUUGCUUUAAAAUACAGUAUUAGUCUAAUUGAGUAAUUAGUGCAAUUUCCUGCCUACUUUUCAUUCUCAUGACCCAGCUGUGAUUAGGAGAUUGUGAUUAUAGAUUCUGGUUUUGGCCGGAAUUUUGAAUCAGCAUUAAUUGACUUGCCUAGAUGACUGACAUUCAUCUCAUUUAAUUGGGGGAACAAAAGACCUCAGGUAAGGAUGAGGAACUCUGAAAUUGUAAGGAAAAGGAAAAGAGCCUUGUUAAUUUUUAUGGUCUGUGAUCUGUAGCUGUGAUGACGGACUAAGGAAUAAAUUGUGCUCUUUGUCAUGGCAACCAGCUUCUGAAAAACCAACUGAAAAUUGCCUAUCCUUAGGUGGUUACCGCUGCUGGGUAAGAUUUGCCUUAACGGUACUAUUUUCUCGCCACCAAAAAAAAAACAAAAAGCGCCACAGUAUUUCUAGCAUGAGGGGCUGUAUUUAUAAGAGAAAUAAAGGUAAUAAAUAGCUCCUAGAGACAUAUGGAAAACUAACUUUCUGAUUCAGCCUAGCUCUGUUUUAGGGUAUGUUUAUUCUUCUCCUCUACUUGAUUUCCAAAGUGCAACAUUUUCCGAUGCUUUAGAAAUCAAACAAACCAGGGACAUUGUUCAGAUGUCAAGCCGUGCCCAAUUUUCCACAAGAUUCAAGAAUCUUGUAUAAAAUUCAGCCAAUGUACACAUAGCAUUAAUGAGGAGCCUGUCAUGUUUCCCCAUAAAUUUAUUGCCUGAGAACUUAGUUCAGCCUUUUGCUAGUGCCAGAGUGCUGUGGCCUUUUAUUUUUCUUUAGAGCAUAGGUUAAAAAAUGCACGUUUUUCCACACUCAACUUUCCUCUAGCAUAGACAAGAUUUUCAGCCAUUUUGGACACAUGAACCUUUUUAAGAAAAAUUCUUUUUUCUCUGUAACAAAAUUCUGAUUUUGCCAUUUUAAAGUUUACUAAUCAGGAGUUUAGCUUCCCCACCAGAUUCUAUUCUGAAAAUAAAUGGUAGUCCCCCUUCGUUCCUAUUCUCUGUGUUCACAUCACAAAACAACAUGAGUGUUAGAGACUCUCGUAUAUACGUGGAAGUCAGUUUAGCCAAACUGUUGACUAGAAUUGCGGUGUAUUUACCUGAGAGGUUCGGCAGGUGGAAUAUAUUUAUGUGUAUUUCUCCAUAGUGGUUAGCCCUGUUAGUAAGGGUUUUAAAUAGCCACUCCUCAAAAGACUUGUUCUCAUUCUGCACUUUGUUAACUAUGACAUUCAGACAUUUUUUUUACUGCUUUUAUUGUUCUACUUUCCAAAAUCCUUCAUUAGACUAUUUGGCAUGUAUUAUUUAAAUGAUCAGCGAUUCUUUGUGCAAUUAUGAAUGUUGAAGAUUAAACUUACAGUCCUUUA